AUGGACAAGAACAGCAUCGAUUCUUUGACAGUGAUUUCGUUCUCUCCCGUUUGCAAUGUUCAUCAAAUGCUUUUGGAGGCGCAAACUGUGAAGAAAGAGAAGAAAAUUAAUUUGACCUGCGACGGAUGCAUCAGCGUGAAAGUGACGCUGCCAAUGUCAAAGUACGUCCUGGGAGAGUCCAUCAUGAUUUUUGCGGACGUGUUGAACCGUGGCAACGUUGCCGUGAAGAAAACUACGGCGUCUUUGGUUCAAACUCUCAUUUACUCUGACGGACGUGGCUCGAAAUCCGAACGUGCUGUCGUUUGCAAGGUGAAACGUGGGGAAAUAGCUCCUGGAAUGACUUAUGCUUGGGUUUCUGUGCCUCUCGUCAUACCGAAAACUAUUUCGCCCUCUGACUUUGGACCCAUGUGCUCCUUGUUCCGCGCCGAACAUUGUGUUGAGUUCACCGUAUAUAUCGCUGGCAUUGAAGAAAAACUCGUAUUCGACGUGACGCUGGGAACCGUGUGUGGAAGAGAACCUGAUACCAAUCGUUUUGUCACGUCCUACUUGAAACAGGGUUCGUUCCCGGUUUUACCGGUCAACUACCAUAUGAAGCGACACAAGACGUUUUCUCCUCAACGCGCAAGAAAUGGAUGCCUCGAGAACGAAAUGGAUGUUCCAACGGCAGAGAUAAACGCGUUGGAGAUAUAAAACUCCGGCAAUUCCGAACUGGCUAUACAAUUUCAACGGACGAUCUUAAAAGCAAUAAUACGCGAGCAAAGACGGUUGUGAAUUUUUAUGGGUAUUUUUCACGUGGCCUUUGGGGAGCUGUGAAUAUUUUAAGCGAUUGUGUUCUUUAUUUUUCGGAUUUGGACGGCGUAGUGGGAAAAAAAGGUUUUCCCUGCUUUUUUUCGAUCUCUUGAGCUGUGAAUGAAGUCUUUUGCUAUUUUCGAAUGAUAAUUAAAGUACGGUUUUAAGAUGUA
This is a messenger RNA of Notodromas monacha, 962 nucleotides long. The record is from the annotation of a GenBank genome assembly. Lineage: Eukaryota; Metazoa; Arthropoda; Ostracoda; Podocopida; Cyprididae.